AUGCCUCCACCCGUGGGCUGGUUUGCGUGGUGGAUCUCAAAAACCAUCAGUGCAUUUAACCUUCACUCUACCUCGACUAUCGUCAAUCCGAUGAACGAAAUAUUUCCCAAAGCCAGUUUCUAUACCGCUCGAUACCAAGUGUGCCGCGUCGGCCCCCUUUCUCACCUCUCCGGCAUCAAGGGCCCAGCUCUAUGGAUGGAAGGAUUACAGUGGGGGGGCAUGAAAAUGGGCAGACUCACACGGCCUUGGGACCAAGAUGACCUUCCCUCUAUCCUUACAAGGAUUGCCCCGGUUGCCGAUGUAUAUGCCGCGCACGUUGCAAGCACCAAGAAAGCCUUAGCCCAUUCUGCGGAAGCAAUUCAAGACGGAAGGCUGCCAUAA
This is a messenger RNA of Aspergillus sclerotioniger CBS 115572, 381 nucleotides long. RefSeq lists its product as uncharacterized. The transcript has a single exon. Lineage: Eukaryota; Fungi; Ascomycota; Eurotiomycetes; Eurotiales; Aspergillaceae. The coding region runs from base 1 to 381 and encodes 126 amino acids. The record is from RefSeq and is a predicted model, not a curated record.